CCCUUCACAAAUGUCGAUCGUUUCAGUUUCUUCCGGUUCAGCCAGCCUCCGUUCCACCGGCGAGUCCCGCGGCCAUGGAUCAAACCUUAACCUCAGCCAUCUCCUUCACAAAGCCAAGAGCUUGCCGUUCCCACGCACAAUUCCCAAAAACAGAGCCACCCAUAUCACGACUUACAGAGACAUGGCGGUUUACGGCGUCGGUGGCGGCCUUGGAUCUCCCCUUCCGCCGCCGCCUCCUCCUCCCCCAUUGACUCCUUGGCCAUUGUGGGUAGCAGGGGCGGUGCUGUCAGCAAUUCUAUCCAUUUGGAAGACGACCAAAUAUUGGGCGCCUUUUCUUAUGUUGAAGCAGAGAGUGGAGAAGGUGGUGCAUGUGGCGGAGGACGUGGUAGAUAUGGUGGAGACGGCGGCGGAGGAAGUGGAUAAGGUGGCGGAAGAGAUUGCUGAUCAUCUCCCCAAAGACAGUAUACUCCAAAAAACGGCAGUUUUAGUGGAAAAUGCAGCUGAAACCGUUGCUAAGGACGCCAAUUUGGCGGCGGAAAUUAUCGGCAAGGUGGAGAAAUUUGACGACGGGUUGAACUCAUUAAUUAAGAAGAAAGGAGGAAGUAAAGAAGGCGACGCAAAACCCAAACCCUAGACCAACCUCUUCAAUCAAAUAUUCAAAUAUUAUAUUUAUAAUAAUAUUCUAAUUAUUAUUUUAAAUAUAAAUCA
Molecule: messenger RNA, 708 nt
Organism: Cucurbita pepo subsp. pepo (vegetable marrow)
Lineage: Eukaryota; Viridiplantae; Streptophyta; Magnoliopsida; Cucurbitales; Cucurbitaceae
Source: RefSeq, a predicted model, not a curated record